Molecule: messenger RNA, 3411 nt
Organism: [Candida] anglica
Lineage: Eukaryota; Fungi; Ascomycota; Pichiomycetes; Serinales; Debaryomycetaceae
Source: the annotation of a GenBank genome assembly
AUGCCUGUAGAACAGCAAACCCUCUUUCGUGCUCGUGACAAUGGGAAUGGGUCUGAUGUGACUUCAGUUUCCAUUUCUAAAGAUGAAUCAUUUCAACGUCCAGUGACAACUGGAAUCAUUGAAUUGACCAAGAAUUCAAAAUACUGUGUUUCGAGACUCCCAGCAUCUCCUUCAGUCUUAGGGAGCGAUUCCCAAGAUACAUUGAAUGGGUAUGCUGACCACUUCUCGAAUUAUUCGCUUGUAGUAAGCGAUACUACAAUUAAUGUAUGGAGUUAUAAAUCUACCGAUGCAACUCCUUUAUCGAUUCAAUUCCCUGUAACUCAAAGCAGUUUACCCUUGGCAAUUUUAACUCGACCAAUGAAUGCCACUACCGAGGACCCUGGUUUGGCCAUAAUUGACUCCACCUCUGGUCAUGUCAAAUUUUAUGAAAGUGUGCAACAUGCACCAGCAUUAGGGUUAAUGAACAAUAAGCUGUUGGAACUUACUAUUCCAUUAUAUGAAGAUGAGUAUAUAACUUUGGCAGAAAACGUUGAGCCAGCUGGAAUUGUUGUAGCUACUUCAUUGAAGAGAUGUGUGUUGCUCAGUUUAAAAGAUUACUUGAGUAAACCAAAGCUUAGUGUCACUGAACUCCUUGCUCCUCAAUCAAAAGGAGGUAUACUUUCAUACUUCACUGGCGAAAAGAUCAAUACUAAUUCUGGAGUUAUGGAUGAAAUCGUCAGUAUUCGUUCCUCGAAAUUGUUGGAACAAGGUCUGAUUCAAGAUAUAUUUAUCCAAGAUUCAGUUGGUAAAUUUACAUUGAUUAGAAUUCAACUACACAGAGGAGCAAAUGGCUCUGUUUAUCUCGAUAAAAAGAAUUCUUAUCAACAAUAUAUCUCUACAUAUUUGGAAAGAAGUAUGGAAGGGUAUCUUCCUGGUAAAUCCUUAAAUGUUAGUGUAUUGGACUUGUGGCCUCUUUUAUCACAUGAGCAUGUAUAUAUAGCUCUCUGUUCCGUCGACCAACCUUCAAAUGAUCUGAGCUUGAUAUUGGUCACAUUAAAGAUCGAUAGCACUGGUGUUCUUCUCUAUGGAACCCAUAAAUUAAACCCAAUGGGAGGAGAACUGUUUUCUACCACGACUAACAAACCUCGUAUGUUCUUACCAAGUCCUGGGACCACUGCGUUUGUUGUUAUUGGUAACUCCGUCAUUCUUACUGAUGUCAAUCCUUCAUACAUAGAGUCACGCACAACUGUACAAUACUACACACCUAGAUGGGAAGACACCAUUAGAUUGAGAUCUUCUAUACAAAUUAUUGGGCAAGGGUAUGAAGACCAGGGAGUCAAUGCUAAUCCUGCAAUUGUUCUUAUUACUAAUGAUUGCGGAGUAUUAAGAAUUGAAAGAUUUUCUGAUAAUGAUGAUGAUGAUGAUGAUGAGGCUGGUGAUUCUUCCAACGGUAUGUUGGGAAUACAAGAUGCUGAAGAGCCAAUUUCAAUCAUAAAGUCACAUAUUGAGCAAGCUAUAUUUUAUGCUGACUCAUCAGCCAUUGAAUUUGACUUAGAUGAAGAUUUCCCUGAAGAUGUUGUGACACUUGCAGUGGUUCAAAUAAUAGAUGCAAUUCUUGAUUCUUCAUCUCCAUAUUUACCAUCAUUCUUACCUUCAGUGAGUGACUUUUUGGUCAUGAAAUCCAACUUAUACCAUAAGCUUAUUGUGUAUGUCAAGAAGAACUUUGAACUCUAUUGGGGUAAUAUUGUCCCACACAUUGUGGAACGUCUCGAGAAAACAGAUGUGGCAUACCAAUUAUGGGUAUAUUUAGAUGGUAAGUCACAUGUUAAAUAUCAAGACAUUUUAAAGAAUGUUGUUAUAGGACUUGGUGAUUCGACUUCUACCGCUAGUGAUCCAAUUCGCAAAUUUUUUUCACAUGAUGUUGUCCGUAUUAAUGAAGUUUUAACAAAAUUCAUUGUAAAACUUAGCGAAGUGGAUACUCCUCUUUCAUUCUUACUGGAACUUCUUGUUAAGACUAUGUACGACGGGGUUUUCAAUAAUGAAAAGGAAUAUAUAUUAAAUGAACUGGAGAUUCAACCACGUCAAUCAUGGAUUUUCGAAACUGAUUUAAUUAUCAAGUUUGAAGAAAUAUUUAGAAAAGUUUAUUGCAAUGGUGGUGAUGAAAUCUCAACGGAAACGAGAAAACAAAAUGUUGAGCAAUUAUGUGAAGUAUUAUAUUACUUUGUUACUAGUGCUGUUCAAUUUAUGCAACUACAUGACAAGGACCAAUUAAGAGAAUAUUUGUUGUGGUAUAACAAAAAUAAACCACAAUGGAUCAAGGCACUUAUUGACCGCGGUCUUUAUUCGGAAGCCAUCAAGAUUUGUGAACGUUAUCAUGAUCUUCUGUCAUUAGUAGAAGUGUUGGAGCAUCGUAAAAACACCGAAGGUGAUUCUCCUCAACUUCGUGCAAUGUACGAUGAGUACUUUGAGAACUUUGGCUAUGAGUUUGCAUCUAGCUUAUAUAGUUACUAUGUGAAGAAGGAUGAAAUCCAAGCUCUUUUACUUGGAUUUGAAAAUUAUAGAGAGUUUGCGAUUAGAUACUUUGAAGAAAAUCGAUCCAAAACUAGUAAAGUAUCAUGGAUUCGUUACUUUUUAGAUUCUAAUUUUGCUGUUGGUUCUUCUACAUUGAUCGAAUCUGCUAGUGGUACUGAUAAUUCAGAGAACAAAGAAUUGACUUACUCAUUAGCCAAACUAUCUGCUAUUGCUGCCCAACAAAAUGGUUCAACUCCUCAUUUGGAAGAGAUUGUUACUGAUGCAAACUCCAAUUUAAUUCAAAUUAGAAUUCAAAGAGAUCUUUUCACAGAAUUACUGAAGGAUAUUUCUGGCAAAGGUGAUUUAUUCUCUGUUGAAUAUGUUAGUAAGAAUUUCAGAAAUGAACAAGUGGACUACACAAUAUUUAAUGAAUUAUUAGAUAUUCCUAUUAAAUUACUUGCACAAAAGAAAAGUUUGAACUCUACACAACUUAUUAACGUGUUGACUUUAAUUAAGCCUAGUGUUAGUUCAGGUAAAAACUUUGCAAAUGCGUUGAGGAUCGCUUCAUUACUCACUAAUGAAUCGACAUAUAUUCAACAAACUAGACUCAUUUGGCUCCGUCUUCUUACAUUGACCGAUGAAUGGUCUAGUUUGACGGACACUGCAAACCGUACAGAUGAAAGUGUUAAACACAAGAUUGCCAAUAGUGUGUUGUUCAAGACUUUGAAAUUAGUUGGUGUCGAUAAUAAUCUUGUGGACCAAUUGAAUGUAAUAUUGCAAGACGCGAACAAUAGUAUUGAAGUGGAUGAAAAAUUGGCUAAGAAGUCUCUUGAAACUCUCAAUAGUUUCUUGGAAUUAUACUCCUUGCAAUCAUGGGUAGAAUCCAUUAAGCAAGAAGUAAGAUCUUCAAAUAAGGUAUAG